AUGGAUCGGAUACCAUAUAUAUAUGGACGCACAUUCAGAGCCACACCCACGUGGGCGUGGCUCGGGAUUGAAAUGCUGCCAUCUAGCUCGCCGGAUGGAGGGUCGAAUGGGGUAACUUCUGCGCUCAGUUCUCUUUGGAACGCCUCGUCAGAUAAAGAUGAUACAUGUAGAACGUGGGGGCUGAGCAAGAAAGAGAGGAUAAUUGGGUUUUUCACGUGUCUUGCUCUAGGCCUAAUAUGCUUUGGUCUGGCACUGGCUUUGACUCCAGUGAUAGUUCUAAAAUCAAGAAAGUUUGCUGCAUUGUUCACAAUGGGCAGUCUCUUCAGUAUGAGCAGUUUUUCAUUCUUGUGGGGCCCCAUGGCACACUUGAGCCAUCUCUUAUCCUGUGAACGCCUUCCAUUCACACUUGGGUACUUGGCUACUGCUGUUGGUACGCUCUACUGUGCUCUGAGUUUGCACAGUACCAUCCUCACAAUCAUUCUGGCAGGAGCACAAAUUCUAGCUUUUCUUUGGUUCCUAGUCAGCUACAUACCAGGAGGUACUAGUGGACUCAAACUGAUGGUAAAGUUGUUUUCCCGACUGUUUUCUUCUACUAUUUCAACUGCAAUUGACGCAUAAUAACUUUGUGAAGUCGGAGUAGACUACGCAUGCGCCCACAGAAAUGUGCGCGAGAUGGGUGCGUACUGGGUCGGAGGCGUUGGAAACGAAGUUUUUGUCGGAGCUGGAGCGUUGUCAGUCGUGGUAGUCUUUUUUACUUACUUCCUGAUAAAGACAAUUGCAAUUCGACGCAGGAUUUACACGGAACGGGGAGACGGCGGUUUGGUUUCAGCGAGAAUGGCUCUGCCUGCAAGAGAUUUAGGCCAUAGAGGAGUCGUUGGUGACAGCGCUGAGCCCGAUAACUGCCCGGUAUGUUUGUCUUAUCCAUCCUUCGCCGUGGAUACCAAUUGUGGCCACACCUUCUGCUCCCGGUGUAUUCUGAGCUACUGGGAACACGAUCAGUGGCCGAGACCUGCACGCUGCCCUGUGUGUAGGAGUCAGGUGUCCCUGUUGCUCCCGUGUGCCGCACUCUCCAGCUCCACCAACCCUGAGCUCUGGCAGAUGGUUCUCGCCUAUAACCAACGCAUGUCCGGCCAGUCAAGAUCUCUGGUGCAAUAUCUCUACGACAUUCCACUGAUUCUGGGUCAUGUCUGGAGACUUCUGUUUACUGCAGAAGGAAUCGCUCUCCUCUGUCGACUCCACAUACUGCUCCUCCUGUUGCUCUCAGUGCUAUAUCUGCUCUCCCCACUGGACCUCAUCCCUGAGGCUGUGUUUGGGGCACUAGGAUUACUAGACGAUCUCAUCAUUCUUGUAGCUGUUGCUACUUA
Messenger RNA from Geodia barretti, 1364 nucleotides. The record is from the annotation of a GenBank genome assembly. NCBI's taxonomy places the organism in Eukaryota, Metazoa, Porifera, Demospongiae, Tetractinellida, Geodiidae.